AUGGCAUCGCCCUGCACGCUCACACUGGACGAUGGAACGCACUACGAUCUAUCUCCCUUGGGAUCAGCCAAAGCAGAUUACGUAGCUCAAGUGGGAGAGACGAGUUACAAUCUCAAUAUUUGCAGGGGUGUUGUAGGGGAAUUGCAUGCGGUCGAAGAUCCAGAUACGGUAGGUGGGUAUGUGAGGAAGGACCAGGGUGAUUUUGUUCUUGGCCGAGUACAUACCAAUUUAACUUUAUCGCCAAUGACCAAUGAACCCAUGUAUGUCAUAACCGAUGGAUCACCUUGUCCACUCAAUCCCGAUGCAAGGGCUUCAACAGCCAUACGGUUCAUCUGCAGUCCAUCCGAUUUCAAUGCUGGUAAACCUUUGCUAGUCGCUACCUUACCUCCACAGGAUCCAUGUCAUUUCUAUUUCGAAUGGAGAUCUCACGUCGCAUGUCCUACCAAUCCUAAAUCUUCUUUGGAAUCAGGCCAUUAUAUCGCUUUUGGUGCGAUACUGGCAAUAGCUAUCAUAACUUGGUUUGGCGGUCAUACAUUAUAUAAUAGAUUUUAUCUUGGUCGUAGGGGUUCAGCUCAAUUCCCUCUGUUCCACAUACCCAGACCGAAAAUAUCUCUUCCCACUUUCAAAUCACGUUCGAACGGGAAUGGAGAAGGGUCUUCUGGUGGACCGAAAUGGGGAUCAUGGAGAAGACGUAGUCAGAGAUCCGGCAAUGGAUAUACGAGUAUAAGAGCGGAUGAGAAUGAUGAAGAAGAGGGAUUCGCAGGAAGGUUCAGUUUGGAUGACGAUGAAUUGGAUGCGGACGCUGAGGAUCUAACUGGAGUGAAUGAGACGAACGCAUGGAGGAAUCAAGCUGCAACGAAUGGAAGUGCUGGGGUAAAUGGUGAGGCAGGAGCAGGAGCUGGGAAGGGAAAGAAUGUAGGUGUGCAUCAGGGAUUGGUUGACAUUUAG
Molecule: messenger RNA, 948 nt
Organism: Kwoniella botswanensis
Lineage: Eukaryota; Fungi; Basidiomycota; Tremellomycetes; Tremellales; Cryptococcaceae
Exons: 4
Coding region: 1-948 (315 amino acids)
Source: RefSeq, a predicted model, not a curated record